AUGCCGCGCGAGCGAGAGCUCGAAGGAUCCGCGCGGGAUGUGGACGAAGUGGAGAGCCUCGUGGACAAACUCCGCAGUGGCCAGUUCUCAGAUGCCAUUGCGGCUGCUGAGAGGGCGACCGAUGCGCAGGAACAGAUGUGCCUUCGGCUCGAUGGCACUGUGAAGAAGGCUGAUCCCUUGUCAGCGUUUGUGGCUCAUGAUCCUGUCCAGCCAGAAUCAGGAAGUCCUGACCCCGAUGAUGAGCUGAAGAAGUUGCGGGAAGCAAGGAAAGCCCAGCUGCAGAAGGAAAGCCUGUGGAAGAAGCAGGGCCAUGGCUCUCUGCAAGAGCUUGCGGAUGAGAAAGAGUUCGUGGAGACGAUCGCGCCGCACGAGCGCGCCCUUCUGCUGCUGGACGAUGGUCGUUCGGCUGCGGGCGAGGAGUGCCGGAAAGUCUUGGGUCGCUUGGCCGGCAAACACCUGGAAACUCAGUUCUGUUGGCUUCCGGCCGACCGUGCCUUCUUCCUCACACAGAUGGUAGAUCUCGAGGCGCUUCCAACCAUCUUUGCGCUGAGCUUCGGUGAGGUGGUCAGGCACUUGCCACCAUCCCGACUCUUUGCAUAUUCAUCCGCCAGCUCGCCUCUCUUCCCCAGACACCUCGCGAAACUAUUGUGCAGCAUCAACUCUAUCGACGAUGCCGAUGACGACAGUUUGUCCGGCGAUGAUGCUUCGGGAGACGGUUUCUGA
Messenger RNA from Symbiodinium natans, 723 nucleotides. The record is from the annotation of a GenBank genome assembly. NCBI's taxonomy places the organism in Eukaryota, Dinophyceae, Suessiales, Symbiodiniaceae.